AUGCAUAUCCGAUACUUACAGCAUUUACAGCAGGGUAAAGUGCAACGAAUUCCGAUGCCGUUUACCGGAACGGUUGAUUCAAUUCGAAGCAAUACAAUACGGUCAACGGAUCCGUUAUCAUCACAUUCCAAAUCAAUGGAUCAAUUAACACCGAUAAAUGAUGAUGAAAAUGAAUUAGAAUCAAUUCCAUUACCAAUACAAACAUUUUUAUGGCGGCAAACAAAUCCAUUCUUGGGUGCAAAAAUUGGCAAACUUCAUGAGGCAUCAUGCGUGACAUUUGAACGUGUUGUUGUACAAAAUAUACUUCACGGACUUAGUCCAUCACUUUCUGAUGCAAUUAAUUCCAUUUCACGUUGGCAUUUCGUACGUGCAACAUUUCCACAUAUUGUACAAUGUUGUGCAUCGUUAUUAUCGGAAGCAAUUGAUCGAGAUGGUGAACCGAUGAGUGGAUCAUUGGUGAAAAUGUUAUAUAUAUUACAUUGGCUUCUCCUUGAUUCAGCUAAUGAAUGUUAUGAUGUUGAAAGUAGAAAGAGUUUAACCGAAUCAACGGAUUUCCCACCACAUACCAUACGACAAUAUGCAUUUUCAAUUAAUAGUAUACAAUUAUUCGUGUAUAUGAUUACUCCAUUAUUAAAAGUUAUCACUGAAAAAGAUUUGACAUCAAAUUUUCGUCUAGAAAGUGGCUUAAAAAUUUGGCAAUCACUUUGGCAGUAUCGACAACCGGAUGUAUUAUGUUUCUGUGCUCCGGUAAAACAACGCCGUAUACGUUUUCCAUUUAUAACGAUUGUCAAGAAGGAACAGCCAACUUCGGCAAUUCAAGGAAUUUAUCUUGGCGAUGCAGGUGAAACAGUAACACGGCGCUUGUCAAACGUUCCGGUUCAAAUUACCAAUCCUCCGCCAUACACCGACGUACCACCGCCUAAACCACCUCGUCCCUACUUGGCUGUUUUGUCAAGUUUAAGCAAGCAAAAAGAAGGUGGAGAAGCCGAAAUUCCUAAAAUUCAAGUAACUGCUACCUUAAGCUUUGAUCAACAACAACAACAACAACAACAACAACAACAGCAACAGCAGCAGCAGCAGCAGCAAAUGUUAUCAAUAAAAAAACCAAAUAAUUUGGAAAUUAGUCGAUCAAGCGCAAUUGUUCGAAGUGUUAGUGAUUAUCAUACAAGUGAUAUUCCACGGAUAUUUACAAAAAGUCAUACUACAACAUUUGAUGAAAUAUCGCCAAGUUUAUGCAAAGGAAUGAAAGAACUUGAUGAUGCACUUAAUUUUGUGGAUGAUAAAUCACUUAGCAAUGCAAUGGAUGAUGCGGAAGUGUCUGCGGAAAAAGCACCAUUAGUAGCAUUGCAGGAAAUAUGUUCCGGUAUUUCGGCGGAUUUUGAAAAUACUUCACAUAAUGCUUGUGAGAUUAUUUGUGAAGGUUGUCGCUCAGUAAUAUAUCGCAAUGGUUCAACAGUAAAUGCAUGCAAAUGCAACCAACCACCGAUCGUUUCACGUUUAAAAAUUAUUCCGAUUAGUUCAACAACUCAUUCCGACAUAACUUCUUUACCGGAAUCCAGACAACAGGGAAAAAAUUCAGUGCUAACCGAUGAAACAAAUAUUAAAGUAGUAGAAGAAAAUACUGAAUCGAUCAAAGUAUUUGAUCCAUUAGAAAGUACUUCAGAAGAAUGCGAUACUAUACAACAACAACAGUUAUUUGUUGAUCCACAAGAAGCAACAUAUAUGGAUGUAGCUGUUAUUCGUUGUCUUCUAAUUAAACAUUGGGCUGAAGAUGGUGUUUACUGGGCAAUGAAAUAUUUGUUAAAUCGUUUAUUCCAAAUUAAAAUAUAUCGAAAUUCACGAACUAUAAUGUAUCGUUUACGUUCACGUGCUAAUUCGAUGUCAACAAUUCCACAUUUGAAACUAUAUGCUAGCAAAAUGGAUAAUCGUAAAAUUGUAAAAGAAAUUCAAUAUCGUCCACCAGUUUGGGAUGAUUUACAGUUAGGAGAUGUUGCCAAAAAGCUGGAAAAAUGCAAAAAUGAUAAGAGCAAACAAAAAAUUUCAUCUUUUUCACUUAGGAAAAAAAGACGCCGUAGUUUGUCGUCUGAUUCAUUGCUGCAAACAAUAGCUUUAUCAAGACGAAGAGAUAUGAUAAUAUCAAGGAAUUUCUUCAGAAGUCGUAGUAAUCGUUGUUAUUUGGAAAGGAAAAGAAGUGAUCCUUCAGCAACAAAUUCAUUUGAUGGUCUUUCAAUGCAUGACACAAGAAGUGCUUCUGUUAUUGGAUUACCUAAACAAUUUACCAAUGAACUUAGCACUUCACAAUUUUUUCCUGAGGCACUUGGAAGUACAAAUUUUAUUGAACAAAAUGGACAAAUUAGUUUCAUAGUGUUAUUAAAAGCAAUUUAUUUUGCUAUCGAACGACGUUCUUCUGCUCGAAUUUAUGAAUUGGCAUUAAAUAUUUGUGAAAGUUUAUUGGAAAUGCCUGAAACGCAGUUGCAAUCAUUUUUCAAUGAUUCUAUCAGUAUAGUACUAAGAAUUUAUUUAUGGUUAGGUUGUCCACAUGGAUGCAACGAUGGCUUAAACUCACAGCAUGGUGAUUUCCUGAGAAUUAAGGCACGAACUAUUUUCGCAAUCAUUUCUCAUAUUAAUCCGGAAAUUUUUUGUAAUUUAUUGAUUAGCCAUAUUGAAGACUAUAAUGCACAAAUGUUGAUUGAUACAUUACAUUCCGUAACAGGUUUCUGUAGAUGUGGCAUAGCUGCCGGAAUUCAUCGUACACGAAGCGGUUCAUCACCACGUCGUCGAAAUGUUAUACUGAAUUCUUCUUUACCUUCAUAUGAAAAUAAUUUUAACGAAAGUUUGAAGGGAAUUGAAGGAACAGUUAUCAAAGUCAUACUUAAACCAGUAGUAUCAAAAUUAAUGAAUACAAUGGAUGAACUUUUACAACCCGAAAAUAUGAGUUUGUAUCAAGAUGUACGACUAUUUGUAUCAUUUAUUCAAGAACAACAUGGUAAUUCAUUUAGAUGUGUAGGUUUGAGUGCUUUAUUAGAUGGACGACCACCGGAAAAUCAAAGUCAAUUUCUUGAUGUCGGUACGUCACAGCUGUAUUCUUCCCGUCGGACAUCCUUACUGUGUCCACUCCCUGAAAUCUUUCUAUCCGAACGAAAUGCAAAACUGUCAAACAACGAUGACAACGAAAUUGAAUUAAAAUCGGAUAAUAACAGCGAAGAUGAAAGUAUACGAUCAAGUAUUAGCGGUACAGCAGUGCCAACACCAAUGCAUACCCGUGAAUCUGCUUCCUUGAGACGAGGCUUAUUUAAAAAACGUGAAAAAUUGCAAAUUUCAAAUACUGAUGAAAGUGAUUUGGAUUCUUCCUCACCUUCGACACCAAGAAAUGUACAAGGAAGUGAUGAAGUGACUAUUGCAAGCUUAUCUGCUUCACCUUUGUUACCUGUAAAUGUUGUGAAGAAGCGAAGUGGUGGAAAACUUCAUUUUGCUCUGAACUUGUUAAAAUCGUCAGUACGACCUGACAAUAACGAUGACAAUGGUUCAGAUGGUGAAAUAAAUGAUGAUGAUAAAAGUCAGAAUGGAAUUUUAAUGCAUGAGGAACGUCGUUCGAAAGGUUUAACAGUACAAAAAUUGUCUUCGUCGAAAAUUCUCAUAGCACAUCAGAAAUCUACCGAAUCCAUGGACGAUAAGCAAGAACAAUUACAUCCGAGACAGACCUCUCUGACAAAUUUAAAUCUUCCAUUACGUAAAUUUGUCAAUUUGCGUGGUAUUCAAGAAGGUGUACGACGUUUUUCAUUUUUUCUUGAAACUUGCCGUCCGGGAAGCUAUCCGGAUCCUCCACUUCUAGCUGCAUUAUUGGAUUUGAAAUCUCCUGUGCUAGCAAGAGCUUCACUUCUUCUCGAAUGUGCUUUUUUUGUUCAUCGAUGUAAUAAAGGAGAUUGGCCUGAAUGGAUACGUUCAAAUAACGCAUGUCAAUUAAGUGCUUUCGUUAUUGGAAAUACGUUUGGAAGCCGUGGUACGCCAAGCGCAACACGUCGAAUGCAUAUGAUGCAACGUGCUGCUGCUCGUUGUUUCUAUGAUUGGGGAUGUCAGCUUGGUGAACGAAUUUAUAAGAUUAUGGAAACUAGUGGAGCAAUGCUUAAUAAAACUCCAUCAAAAAAUAUUGAUUUGAAUCGACGUGAACUUGUCAUACAUGAUAAUUUAGAAGAUUUCUUUGAUGAAGGAAUUGUAAAUGAUGAAAGCGGUGAGCGUUGCCCACCAGCUAUUUUAUUUCUAGCAUGUCUUUUAUUGAAUGAAAUUACCGCCUUCUUGAGAGAAACAUUUCAGACAAUUCCUCGUUCUCGAAGUAACAAAGGAGCUAGUGCAGGUACGUUAAACUUUGAUAAGUUAACGCCAAAUCGACGUUGGUCUAUUCUUUCCAACAUGUUUAGCUCACAACAACAGCAAAGAGCAAGCAGUAUACAAAGUAUUACGGACGUCAAUUUAACAAUCCAUCAAAGUGAUCGACGAAUUAGUUUAUCUACAAAUGAAGAAAAUUCAUCACGAAGUUCACAUGAACAUACCGAAGAAAUUGUACAACAAAGUGAUAAAAAAGAUGCUGAUUCGAAUGGUGACAGAAUGACGUAUUAUACGAAUGGUGAACGUCUUAUUUCGCUAAGUGAUCAACAUCUUGCGUGUAAAAACAAAUCAAGCUAUGAACGAAAAGUUGGGGAAAAGUGUUCACACGUGAAACGUUCCCAUACAUUAACUGUUCCAACACAUUCAAUGGUCAUCACUACAAUUAUCUCGAAAUCAGCUCGACGAUUAGCUCAAGGUCGUCAACGAUUAUUCAAGUAUGGUUCAUCAUCUAAUACAUCAUCACAACCAUUUGAAUUAAAUGAGAAAACACAUCGAUCUACAAAAAAUCUAAAAUCGCCAAGAAAUAUUCAAACUGAUGAUGAAAAAGAUGGAAUUGGUGAAAUGAUUGGAGGAUGGAUAGAAGGAACACGAGAUGGAGUUAAACAAUCGAAUGAAGUUGUAGUAUCACCAGAAAAUGGAUCAAAGAUAAGUGUGAUAACGCCGAUACCGUCAUCAACACAGGAUAGCACAUCACGACCUACUGUAUCAUGCAUUCAGCAAUCACAAACAAAUUUUGAUGAAGACGAAGAAUUGAUGUUUAGAAAUUUUCCUUGGUUAAAGACGGUAAUUAAAAUGGCAAAUUCAUUUAAUUUGUCAUGUACUCAUGAACGUUUCUGUCAUCCAUGGUGUUUUGAAAGAGUUUAUCGACAAUGUUACCGUUUGACAGAAGCACUUCGGAAAGUGUACGGUGAAGAUUUACCGCCCCUUGGACAUCUUGAUAAACGUAAAGCGAUGACUGAUGCAUGGAUCAAUCGUCAUGAAAAUGUGAAAAAAGCAACACAACGACUUUCCGGAUUAUUCGCAGCACGUCGAGAAAAUGCUGCUGUCCGGCAAGGUGCAAUGCUUGAUAAGCCACCAAUGGCAUUACGAAGUUUACUUAUUGAAAAACUUAAUGAAAUGGAAGAAAAUCGAGAAGGACGUAUGGGAAAAAAUAAUUCUCAAGAUUCAGAUGAUCUAAUCGAAGCAAGCCAAGCUAACAAACAUCAACAAACAUCUCCUAUGCUAACUUAUAUUGCCACACAAAUGUUAUGUAUAGCUCAUUCACCUUUUUCAACACUUCUUAAAAGUUGUCUUAUAUUACGUAAUGAACAUUAUCGAGAAAUGAUGGAUAUCUGUUGGCAUUUAUUAAUACAUCGUAAUAAACAUAUUGUCACUUCAGCUGCAUCUCUUUUCAUUGUAUCAUCAGUACGCAGUCCAGAAGGUACUGUUAACGUGAUAAGGAAUAGUUUGAUAAAUGAUGAUCCAAAUAUACGUACAGAAGGAUUACGACGUUUUCAUGCUUUAUGGCGGAAUCGUUUUCAUGUUUGGUUGAAAAUGGAAGAUGGAGCACAGUUCGUCUUUAAAGUUCCACCACCAGGUAUUGACUUUACAUUACCUUCUCCUCCUGUUGGCCAAAAUCAAUUAGCUGUUGUUGAUCCACCAUGGAUGCCUCAUACGAAGACUAAAGUUGAAGAAUUAUGUCUAAAAGAGGAGGAACAAGCAACGAGUCAAACAAUAAUGACAAUGACACGAACACGUCGAAAACAAAAACAAGAAAUGGUACGUCGAGCAGCGCAUGAAGCAAAUGAGAGAGAAAGUUCUUUACGUCAAAAAUUUCCGUUUCGUGCUACAGCUAUUGUACAGCAAGCAGCGUACGAGCCAGCAUUGUUUCAUCAUCAGACGACGCAACAAGUUAUGGCCGAUAGUACCGGAGAAGAAUGUGAUAUGCAUCUAAGUUCAUCAAGACAACAAAUGCCAGUUGCGCAACCACUUUUUCCCUCAUCGUUACUUUCGGUUGUACCGAUGAUCAUCGAAAUGUUAGAUGAUGUACAAUUGGAUAGUUCCGGAAAAUCUGUAAGUGAUACAGUAAGGAAGAUUAUUUGGUCUUGUAUUGUGGAAGAUCCAGCUUUGUUUUUGCGUCAUUUUUUAGAAAAAUUAACCAAUCGUGAACGUCAGGAACAUCUAAUAUCACUUUUACGAAAAUUAAUAUUACGUUUUCAACCAUUGCCAUGUCAAACUGCUUACACCUUAAUGAAUUAUUUCUUCGGUUUUGUGAUGCAUUAUGUGCGAAGCCCAUGCGAUGGUAGUGAUCGAGCAAUUGCAAUGGCAUUAAGCAUAAUAUGGCUUAUUAUUCCAAAUGUUCAUGGAUUAUAUUUUAAAGAUUUAAAGCAAACAUUAAAGAAGGAACAAUGUGAUCAAGCAUUAAUGAUAACGGCAAACGUUCCAUCGGCAAAAAAAAUUAUUAUUCAUGGACCUGAUAGUGGUUCCGGUGGAAUUCCAUCACAAUUUCCGAUUCAUGAAGAGACACAAUUUCAACAAUUACUUAAGGAUAGCAUUGAAUUUUUUAAUAUUCCCGAAAACGAUAGUCAAUAUUAUUUUCUUAUUGAUGCUAAAACAAAUCUAGUUCAUAAUCCUUCAUCAUACGUUCGAGAUUUUUACUUUUUUCAUCGUUCGUUGUAUCCGCAAUUGACGUUGGUUAAGUUAAAUCCUGACGAAGCGCAUUUUCGAAUGCGUCAAAUAGCAUUUACGUAUAAGCUUAUAGAAAUGGGAAAAGUAUUACUAACACAUAAUGCUCUUGCUCAUAGUCCUGAAAAUGUUAUACCACAGCGAAUAUUUUUCUUGCACGAUGAAUUUACCCAUUUACCAUCAUUUCCACGAAAAAGUUUGGAGACAUGCUUUGGCAUGUAUAAUGGUCCAUUAGGCCGUGAAUUAUAUUCCAUCGAUAGCACACAUAAAUUUGUUUGGGCUUUGCUAAUGUCUGAUAUGUUCGCAAAAAUGGAAAAUGCUUUCAUGUUCGGUGAUUUACAUUUAUUUAUCAAUGUUAUUAAUGGUGUCACCUUAUUACAUUGUGAAAAUGUAACAAUUUUACGCCGUUGUAUGGCAACAUAUCUAUCCAUGGCUAUACAUUUUAAUACUCUUUUUACUAAUCAGGGUUUUUUCCUGAUAAUGCCAACAAUACUACUUUGUUACAGUCAACGACAGACUAAUCCAUUACUUUGUCGUACUAUUGAAUAUGUUUGCAAACAAUUUUAUAUCCUUCAUCGAAAACCUUUUUUAUUACAAAUGGCUGGUUCGGUGGCAAAUAUUCUUGAUAUUAAUGAUGAUAAUUUUGAAGUAAAUCCAAUGAAGGUGAAACCGAAAUAUUGGUUUAAUUUAUUGCAUAGUAUGGAAGAUAUGAAUAAUAUGGAUGAUCCAAUUGAUCUAUUAGAUUUAAUUAAUGAAACAAAACCAUUAAAAGCGUUAGAUUUGUGUUAUCGUGAUGAUCCUAAUACGUUUAGCUUACUAACAGAUGCUUUAGCAAGCGCUGUAACGGUAUGUGCUUUUGCGCCUGAAUCACGCCGUUGUUAUCAGAUGUUGUUAGUAAUGCAAGCAACGAUACCAUACUUCUUGGAACAAAUUGAAAAGGAUACGAUAGAAGAGGAAAACAGUAUGGUUGCUGUCAAACAUGAAAUAUCUAUCUAUACGACAUUAUGUAUUGAAAUGAAAGCAUUAGUGAAUUGUUGUGAUAUUCUUGCCAGAGGACCAACGCGAACGUUUGAUAUUGUUAAUAGUGUCAGCGAUCGUGGAAAAUCCUUCAUUGCAGAUUCACCUCAAUUCUUUGAUCCACCAACUUUAAUCGAAGAUGAAACGAAAAUGCAUUAUUCAAGUAUGAAGGAUAAAAAGAAUGUUGUUGGAUCAGAUGCUUUGGAUAAUACUGAGGGACAACGUGAAGUAUUUCGUCGUCCACGUGAUGCUCUUCUCGUGCUAGCAGCUACAUUUAUCGAGAAAGCAAAACCACGGCUAAAGGAACUUACUAAAUUAGCAUCAAAUAUUGAACAUAUCAAAAUCCCGGAAUUAUUCGAUCAUAAAUGCUAUGUGAAACUGAAUGAAAUUGCUCUUGCAUUAUUGAAAAUUGCGCCUUACGAUUUGAGCACAAUAGCUUGCCUUGGAUUGCAAAAAUACUUCUCUGUGAUUCUAUUAACAACUGAUUGGUCGGUGGAAAGUAAUCGACCAACUUUAAAUUUUGUUUUGCGACGUUUGGAUAAGACAAUUCAAAAGAUUGGCAAAAAAUUUGUCUUUCGACGGCGAACAAACUGGACUGCAUUAACAAAUUGGCUUAAUGGUUUACAUCAAACGCUUGUUGCUUAUCCUUAUAUUGCUCAUUCACAUCCAUUAAAAUCCAUAACAUUGAUGUGUUUACGAAUAAUGAUCGGUGAUCCAUUAAAUGAUGAUCUUUUCACUCAAUCCAAUGCUGUUUUCUCGACUGUAUUGCAUGGUACUUCUCCUCCACAACCAUAUUGUAAUGCAGUUCUUAAACUUGCUUCUUUUUUAAUGCAAGCACUUGGUCAGGCAACAUUUUCAUUGGAGUAUUUAUGUAGUAGUGAAGGAAUUGGACCAAUAGCUGAACGAUUAGAAGUUGUAUUGUGUCAUGUUUUAAUUCCAUUAUUUCUUCAAGCUGCAGUUGCUAAAAAUGAUAAACCACAGUUUCAAACGAAAGACUUAAUAUUUUGCUUAAAUUUAAUGCAAAAUGCUAUUAAUCCUCCAUUGGCACGACAAAGUGUCGCACCAAUAAUGAGUUCGAAUUUAGCAUCCACUUUAAUACGAGGAACCAAUGCGCAUGGCUCAACAAUUAUUGAUGUUUCUGGACGACAGGGUUCAGUAUCCGUAACAGAACGUGGACAUUCUGCUACUGUAACAACGCAUCGUAUUAUUCGUGAAACAGUUUGUCAAGCUAUAUUUUUGGCUCUCAAAGUGAUGAUAAUAGCAUUCGAGAAGCAGUUAACAUUACUUUGGCCACGGAUGUUUAAAGUAAUCCGUGAAUUGCUUGGCAAAAAAAUUGGUGGCGCUGCAUUAUAUUCAUUUAUUGAUUUUAUGAUCGAUAUCAACUUGCCAAUAUCACUAAUCAUUCUACCAUUCCUGCAAAGCAAAAUAGCACAGAAAGUUUUAACUGAACAGGAAGCAGCAUGGCAAGCAGAAUUUAAAGAACGCAUGCAACUAUUAGGUGCAUCUGGGAAUAAAAUUCGUGGAUAUGGUUCCUUGCUAGCGGAAUUGUCACAAGAGUUACAGAUAAUGAAGGAAGAUUUCUCGAUAAGAGCUUUUGAAAUUGCUCGAUCUCAUACACCAACAAUUACGGAACUUCAUAGUGAUUCGGGUAGUUCACAAAGUACCGUUGGACAUCGUCAUUCAAAUACAAGGUCAAAUGCUAAUGAACCAAGACGCUUAUCAACAACAACAAUUACAAAAUUACAUCGAAUUGCUUCUUCAGUACAUCGUAAAGAAGCAGUACCUGAAAGAACCAUCGUUGAAGGUACGGAAGAGGACAAUUUACAUGUGACAUCUUCAUCUACACCUGCAGCAAAAAGUUAUUCAACUGGUUCUCAAAAACGUACAGUUGUUGAAUUGCAUGAUUUGCCGCUAUUUUCGAAAUAUCGUAAAUCGCCAAAUAUCGAGAAAAGGCAAUCAAAAUUGGAAACUCUUGUGCUUCCACUAAAUUUGGAAGAACCACUUAAUACGCCUUCAGAAUCAGAGAAACCAAAAGUCGUUUCAUUUACAACUCCAGUUGGACAUCGACGUAAUUCAAGUGAUGACGAAGAUUUUGUGGAUCGUAUCACGGCACGACAUCAUUACGUAUGA
This is a messenger RNA of Brugia pahangi, 10194 nucleotides long. The record is from the annotation of a GenBank genome assembly. NCBI's taxonomy places the organism in Eukaryota, Metazoa, Nematoda, Chromadorea, Rhabditida, Onchocercidae.